UGCGAAAUAUAGUGACAAUGACACUUUAAUUUUAGCGAUAAAAAACUUUGCUAUAAAGUAUUUUUUUGGUAUAAAUUGGAACUUGUGUGCAGACAUUGGAUUCAACAUUUCAUAAAUGUAAUAAUUAUGUAAUUCCACAAUUAUUUCUGUAACUAGGAUUGCUUGUAAGGCCUGAAUUUUUAGACACGACUCCAUUUAGAAAAAAUGAAAUUCAAUUCUAUAGAAAAAGAGAUUUUGAAAUAUCUUCCUUUGUACUCAUAGUUGCUGGUAAUUCUGAAGACGGAAUUUCCAAAUCAACCCUAAACUUUUGGUAGUGGUGGGACAAAUAGGCUUUAAAUGACUAAUAUUUUUAUUUUCUAUUUUACGUUAACAACACCACCGCUAACAUUUUUUAAUUCAUACUUUGAAUUUUGCUAUUUUUACUAAAAUUUUUAAAACAAACCGAGAUAAAAACGGAAUACUAGUAUUGUGCCUCCAGGUAGUCUCCAUAUCUUGAGUCACUACCCAAAAAGCUUUAUUCCACUGUAGACGUGAUCCGAUCAGUAUGAAAACUUCCAGUUUUUGUGCGUUUUUUCUGAGUGCUUUUUUUACAACUGCGACACAAGGUCGAAUUCAGAUUAAUUCUUGUCGCAGUUCCCGAGGUGGCACUUGCAUAGACGUUUGGAAAUGUCCAUAUUACGUAAAUUUGCUAAAUUCAAAGCCACGUCCUCCGACUCUCAUUCCAAAAAUGAAACAAAAUCUUUGCGGCUUCGUGAAUCGUGAGACCCCGAAAGUUUGUUGUAGACAGUUAGACCGUGGUGUGGUUUCUGGUGGAGAUUUUAUAACUAGUCAUGAAAAUUUCCAUUUGCUGCCUGUUGAUAGUUGUGGACCCAUUUCCCAUAGCACGCGAAUAACUGAAGGAGGACGGACAAGUCCACGAGAGUUUCCCUGGAUGGCGUUAAUUGCGUACAAAACAGGAGAUUCCGCUGAAGAUGGGGAUUUUAAGUGUGGUGGCAGUUUAAUUAACGAGAGAUAUGUCCUGACUGCUGCACACUGCCUGGAUGAAACUUCUGUAUUGGGAAUUCGAUUGGGCGAAUACGACAUUCAGACAGAAAAGGAUUGUGACCCCAGGGGCCAAAAUUGUGAACCUCCUGUACAAGAUAUCCUAAUCGACAAAAUAAUAAUACACAAUGGGUAUAAUCCCUCAACUUAUUCGCACGAUAUAGGGUUGAUUAGACUCGCAACUCCUGCUAAUCUCAACUUAGACAAUGUAAAGCCAAUUUGCUUGCCCUACGGAACUCUCCUAAACGUCAAUCUUGUAGGAAAAUUUUUAACCGUGACCGGUUGGGGAGUUACAGAAACAGGUCAUAAAAGUAUGGUCCUAAACAAGGCUUCAAUUCCCAUCGUGCCUUUGAAAGAGUGUAAGAAACUCUAUGGUAAAUUUAAGCCAAUUUCAAAAGGACAAAUUUGUGCCGGGGGUUACAAAGGACGAGAUUCCUGUUCCGGUGAUAGUGGAGGUCCUUUACAGUAUAUCACUUCUGUGGGAAACACCCAACGCUAUGUUCAGGAUGGUAUAGUGUCCUAUGGACCAUCGCAAUGUGGGAUUGAUGGUCGGCCAGCGAUUUACACCGACAUAAAAGAAUAUAUGUCAUGGAUUUUGGACAAUAUUGAGCCAUAGUGUAAAUAUAUACGUAUUUAUUUAUCAAAAACUGUCUUAAAAAUGUGAUAUUGUACUGUGUUUCCUUAUAUUCAGAGUAGACUAGUUCCCGUAUGAAAAACAUUAACGAUUAUUUGUUAUUAAUAAAGUACAGCACCAAAUGUAAAAAUUUGCUGUUUUAGUUCAAAUCCAAUUGUACCUGAGCAAAUAUAGCUAUUAAAUUUUCAUAAAUGUUCUUUUCUUAAUAACAACUAGUACCAGUAGGUGAAGGUUUUUAUGGCAUGUACGUUAUUUGUAAUUAUAAAAUAAUAAAACAAAAACUGUUUUACUUAACAAUAAAA
This is a messenger RNA of Tribolium castaneum (red flour beetle), 1977 nucleotides long. RefSeq names its product phenoloxidase-activating factor 3. NCBI's taxonomy places the organism in Eukaryota, Metazoa, Arthropoda, Insecta, Coleoptera, Tenebrionidae. The record is from RefSeq and is a predicted model, not a curated record. The transcript is spliced from 7 exons. Bases 545 to 1657 code for a protein of 370 amino acids. Gene Ontology annotation, biological process: proteolysis. Gene Ontology annotation, molecular function: serine-type endopeptidase activity.